This is a messenger RNA of Mobula hypostoma (lesser devil ray), 3803 nucleotides long. RefSeq names its product GDNF family receptor alpha-4-like. Gene Ontology annotation, molecular function: signaling receptor activity. Gene Ontology annotation, cellular component: external side of plasma membrane; signaling receptor complex. Gene Ontology annotation, biological process: nervous system development. Lineage: Eukaryota; Metazoa; Chordata; Chondrichthyes; Myliobatiformes; Myliobatidae. The transcript has 8 exons. The coding region runs from base 378 to 1715 and encodes 445 amino acids. The record is from RefSeq and is a predicted model, not a curated record.
UGGGUGUGAUAUUGUAGCAAUCCAGCGGUGACCGGCGACACAAAGAGAAAGGAGGGAGAGUGUUGGGGACGCGGACGGAGACGGGCUGUUCCCGAGCACCGAGGAAUCGGACCAGCAAAGUGGAGAGGACAAGAUUAUCAGCCCUCGGUGACGUGUGUGUGUGUGCGCGCAUGGCGUUCGCCUCAAGAUGAGAAGUUGGGAAAAUAUUUACAACUGGAAGGAGAUGUUUUGACCCAACAUCAGACGGCAGAGACUCUCCUGCUCCGCAGGCUGUCUGGUGAAGUUUGAGUGUGAAUGUGCUGCUCGGGCAACGGGAAGGUGAAGCCGACCCGAGUCUGAGAGCCGAUAGCGAGCGGCGGAAAUCGGCCAGCGCCACAAUGAUGGUCCCAGGAGUGUCCCUACUCCUUGCCCUGGUCGAUCACGUCCUGGUAGAUGACACCAUGACACCGGUCACCUGCCUGUCAGCAGCCACGCAAUGCACCUUGGACCCUGACUGCAACAGCAGGUUCCACACGCUGAAGCGGUGUGCGGCUAACAGUGUGGCAGGCUCCCUGCAGCCGGCAGCCAGCAAUGAGUGCAUGAUUGCUGCAUUCGCUCUUCAGUCCCACCAGCUCUUCACUUGCAAGUGCAAAAGAGGAAUGAAGAGGGAGAAGAACUGCCUGCGAAUAUUCUGGACCAUGCACCACAGCCACGUUCCAGAUUACAAUGAGUUUGACACAUCACCGUAUGUGUAUUCAAUGCCGGGUUCAUCAUGGGAUUUGGACGAUGGUAGACUUGCUUCUCUAGUUUCAGAAGGGACCAAAGUUCAGCCCCCAGUCAGUGUUAACCACUGCUUAGAUGCUGCCAAAGCCUGCAAUGUGGUUGAGAAUUGUAGACAGUUCCGCACCGACUAUGCCAAGAGCUGCACCAAAUCAGUCUCCAAGUUCGGUUGCAACAGACAUCAGUGUCACAAGAGCCUCCGUCGCUUUUUUGACCACGUGCCAGAGGAAUACAAAUACCCUGUCCUUUUUUGUCCCUGUGAGGACAGCACAUGUGCUGAACGCCGACGAAAGACCAUUGUUCCUGCUUGUUCCUUUGAGGAAUCGGAGAAGCAGAACUGCCUGAAGCUGCAAGGCAUGUGCAAGGAAGACAUCAUUUGCAAGUCCCGCCUGGUGGAUUUUCAGACCAAUUGCCAACCAUCCAAGAAGUCUUCUAGCUACUGUUUCCGGGAAAACUAUAAUGCCUGCCUUCAGUCGUACACUGGCCUCAUCGGUACCAUUCUGACACCAAACUAUGUGAGCAACAGCAGCUCGGAUGUCUCCAUAUGGUGUACGUGUGCCAACAGUGGCAACCAGCAUGAAGAGUGUGAGAACCUCUUGAGUCUUUUCACAAGCAACAACUGCCUCGAAAAUUCUAUCAGAUGGUACAUCAGUUCUGCACUGUUUCGCACAUGGAAUAAUGAACACUCUGCAGUAACAACAAUUCAACAACUAUUGUUCAGCUUCCCUGAGAAGGUCCGGCCAAGCAGUGAUGCCAGUCCAUUGGUCAAACUGGUCCCAAAUAAGGAUUGUGAUCAUGGUGGCAAGCUGAAGGCUUCUCAAGAAAAGUUCAUGUCUGAGAAACUAAAUGACUGUAAUUCCAAUUCAGGGACUGACACCCAGAAUCUCUCUCCAAUAAUAUCCCAUGCCAUCACAUCACUCUACGUCUUCAUAGCAAUUGUCGAAAAUGCCAUUUGAAAGGACGUUUUAUGAAGACAGGAGAGUCUGUUUUUUUUUAUCAUGCCUUGUCUCUAAAUGUGUUUGCUUUUAAAACAACAACCAAAUGCCUGAAGAAUAGCUUGAACCGAGAAAAUAGUUUGUGAAGAUAGCCAAUCGAUUUAACAUUGCUAAGGUAUCAAUCAGAAAUGUAAUCGGGCUUAUUCCAUACCAGUUUAACUUACAUUAUAGCAUAAUUCACUAAAGUUAUAAAAGCCAAAAUUUCUUUAUGCAAUUUCCAGCAUAGCCAAUAUGAGUGCGUAACUGAGGUCUUACUAACAUUAAAUGCUUAACAAUUCCUUCUUAAUGUCUUUCUGGGAAGAAUAGCAUUAUAUCCAGACACUCUGUCAGUUGAAGUUAUCCAUUUAGGUAUUUUUUAACUGAACCACGUCUAUGGGACUGUAGAUGUUCUCGAACUGAUUAUAUAUUUAUUUUUCAGAAGGGAGUUAAGUGGCAGAGACCAUUUACUAACAUUUAAAAUAAAAGACUGUAGAAGCUGUACAGUACUACAGACCACCUAGCCAGGUAAACCUUCAUUUUGGAAUGUCACUGUAUCAAAAUGAGGUCUGAAUCUCAUAUCCUGCAGAUGUGAGGUGUGACCACGCUUCCUCCAGUUCUUGCUCACUGACUUGGGAUCAGGAGAUAAUUGCUUCCGCUCUGCCUUUGUGGACUCUAAUGUGCCCAAUGAGGCCACUGUGGGAAAUGAGACACUUCCGCAAACCGGGCAAGAGGUAGCUGAUGGCAUGGGUGGUGGGGUAGUUUGUGAGAUGGGCUUCAGUGAACACCCCAUGGGCUUGAAGUUCUCAGUAUAAACCCCAUAUAUUUCUUCUCCAUUCUGAGUAGUCAUGGGCAAGGAUUCCCUGGAAUUAGUAUCAUUGUUGCCUUUUUUCAAGAAGUCUUUGGGCACAUUAUUACGGCUUUUUACAGAUGUCUCAUCAAUGGAAUGACACCAUGAAAGGUGAAUCUGAAAGGACAACGGUAGAAACAAAGUAUUAAUUGUGCUGCAGUAGGCAGCUGGAACCGUCUCUGGAUUAUCAAACGAAUGAGAGGAUAACCAAAUGAGAGCAAAGCACUGAAUACCACUUCUUAAAAGGCAGAGCAGUUUCCACCGUAACCGGUGUGUCCUGCGGUUAAAGUACUGGUACUCAUCUACUCACUGUGAUCAAGGGUGCAAUGCUUUCCAUGGCACAGGUCAAAGAAGUGUUUUUAAAAAGUAAUCACCAUUGUAAAUAAGAAAACUGGUAUAGUGAUUUUGGGAAGUGCAAGCUCACACAAACUGCAAUCACCAGAUAAUCUCUUUUCAUGGUACCUAGUGAGGGAUAGCUCUCUUCUCUUCCAAUAGUGUCACAGCAUAGUUACCCUGUACCAAUGUCUCCCAAGUGUCACGUUGCACCUCUAUCUUAUACUAUACAUUGUUUGUAAAUAAGUCUGAUGCUUUAAUUGUUAUAAUGAAUGAAAUUGUGGCAUAAUCUGCUGAGUCUUGUUUAAGAAGUAACCUUUGAAAUCUAUUGUUAGUAAUCUAACAGCACUGUCAUUUUGUGUAGUAAAUGUUUUUGUAAUGUGACAUACGACAGCUGCUGUCAUCUUCGGAUGGUGUUGGAAAAUGACUGUGAAAGCAUAGACAGCUGGACCGCAUGGCUGUGGUGAAAAAAUCAAUUUGAAAAGUAAAUUUACUGUCACAUUAUAUAUAUUUUAUCAGUGAUAACAGAUUAGAUGAUUGUAAAGUGCUGGUCUAAUCUUUGGAUUCAAAAGUAAUUCAUAAACUACUUGAAAAUGACUACUUUUAGUAUCUGCUACUGAGGAUUUUUCAGAGGAUUGGAGUCCUACAGUUUACUGAGAGUUAUCUGGCGUCUUCUACAAAUAUAUUCUGUCUAUGCUUCAGUGUAUGCUGUUGCUGAAUAUCUCGACUAUACAUUCAGCACUGAGCCAGGUAGUCUGAUGGUUAAGUUCCUUAUCUCUGCUGAGUUAGUUGUCCUCAUAUGUGUUUUUAGAGAUUUUGAGGGUUUACUUGUGACUUGUUCACUAAUAAAACACAAGUCAAGCUACACUGUGAUAAUGAAAUUAGAAGAU